Molecule: messenger RNA, 2345 nt
Organism: Linum trigynum
Lineage: Eukaryota; Viridiplantae; Streptophyta; Magnoliopsida; Malpighiales; Linaceae
Source: the annotation of a GenBank genome assembly
UUACCCAUCGGGUCGAGUUGUUACAAGUCCGCUGUCCAAGUCCAAUAAUUCUAAUUAUAUAAAAUACUCUUAUAUAUCUAUUUUUGUGGUGCAGGUGCGCACACAUUAGGAGUCGCAAGGUGCUCGUCGUUUAACAGUCGUCUCAGCAAUCCAGAUCCAACCAUGAUGGACACAAACUUCGCCACCUCACUCUCCAAGACCUGCGCCGCCGGCGACAAAGCCGAGCAGCCCUUCGACAUGACGAGGAACACCUUCGACAACCUCUACUACAACACCCUGUCCAGAAAGACAGGGCUGCUUUUCUCCGACCAGACCUUGUACUCCAACCCCAAAACCAGAAACGUGGUCAACGGCUAUGCUUUCAACCAGGCCAUGUUCUUCCUCGACUUCCAGCAGGCCAUGGUUAAGAUGGGCAGGCUCGAUGUUAAGGAAGGGUCUCAAGGCGAAGUCCGACAGAAUUGCCGCAAGCUUAAUUAAAUUAGAACAGCCAAUGAAGGAAAUUAUUAUUAAUGAUAUAUUUAUGUGUAUCCAUGAUCGAUUAGUAUGAUUUUACUGAUUAAUAUAUACAUAUGUAUUAUUAUUAUGUACAAGUUUGAAGUUUUCAACAUGUAAAAUCAAAUGAACGAUUAUGCUUCUUGUGUCUAGGCUGAAACCAUCUUUGUGAAAUGAAUAAAUAUUUUCUUCUUCAUGGAUGAAUGAAUAUAUAUUUUUCUAAGAGAAAUUAUUGUCUACACCGGGAGUAUCAAGUGGGAUUGAUGAGGUGGUAUUCCCAACCAAUAAGUAAAUUUCACUUUUAAAUUAGGGCGAUUAUAAUAAAGUUAGGGCGAGUAUUAGCCAUUUAGAAAAAAAGCAUCCCCAAAUUCGCAAUUAAUUACCCUUUCUCUCUCCCUUUCAUCUAUUUUUCUUUCCAUUUUGAUUUUCUUUCCACCAGAACCCUCCCUGUUGUAUUCUGAAGCAACCAAAAACCUCCGCAGCCAUCACCACCAUCCCUCUGGCCUCUUCCUCUCGCCGCCGCCGCCACCAUCACUUCUCUCUUCGCUCUUCCUCCAUGCAUUCCACUUGUGCCACUACCAUCCCUCCUGCCGCUGUCCUCCUCCAGCGCCUAUCACCACCACCCUACUAUCUCCAGCCGCCGCCUUCCUACGAUCACCAUCCUCCAGGGUCGUUGCCACCACCCCCUGUCGUUGCACUGCCCUUCUCCCCAAAGCCCCUCUCGCGGUGAGUUUUUAAUUUCCAGUUCUAACUUUUUGAUUUCCAGAUCUUGAUUUUUGUACCACUGCACUGAUAUUUGUACCACUGCACUAAUAAUCACAUCUGAAAGGGGAUUAGAAGGAGAUUCUCUGGGGGAUUAGAAGAGGGAGGAGGCUAAUUUUUGAAAGAGACACAGAAUUGGCUGAGAGGCAAUUUUAUUGGCGGCGAAUUUCUUGGAAAGGGACAGAGGCAUCGCGCGGGGCGGAAUUAUUUGACGAAAGAAAAAGGGCACAGGCAGCAAGAGCAAACGCGAGCAGGCGAAUUUCGAUCGACUUCUCCAAGGUUUGAGCUGAGUUCAACGAGAGCGAUUAGUUGGUUGGAUUAUCUGAACCGAACUAGUUGUGUAUUGUUGAUUUAGAACAUGAUGAUCAAAACCCUAUUGUUUUAUCUCAAUUUCAUCAUGAACUAAACCCCGAUUUCUGGGGGAAACACCAUAGGAUGUAGCUAAUUCUUGAUUUGAUGGAUUGAUUCAUAUUUCUUUUCUUCCAAUCUCUAUUGCAUGAAAUUACUUAAUGCUUUGUGUUGACUGGCCACCAAUACAAUGAAUCGUAGUUAAUUAGGUUAUUAGCGACAGUGAAACCCUAAUAACUGAACAUAUUUCAUGUGACAUAGUAACUUAUCGAAGCGACAGUGGAUUAAAUAAGGUGUUAUGCGGUCUUAAAUAGGAUAUCGGUAUUCAGGCUAAAUAAUUAAGUCCUUGAGCUACGACAGUAGGAUUUGAAUUAAUUGUUUAGUACGUAGUAAUUCCCGACAGGGAUAGCUAGCACAUUCGUGAUAUCCUGGCUAUAGAGAGUUGGAUUAAAUUGAUUGGAAUGUGUGAAUUAAUCUGGAUAGGAUAGGUAGUGAAUUCCGGUGUUUCUCCCAGAACUUUCUCCCAUUGAUUUUCCCCGACAACUUUAAUUUGCUUGUUUUGUUUAAUUAUUAGCUAGUAGUUUCUUCACUCAAACCAUUUUCACCUAUAGUUUGCUCCAUAGAAUUGAUAGAAUAUAAGGUUGUACCAGUCCCUGAGAGACGAUACCCAAACUUUCCGGUUUUACUACAAGAUAGGAAUUGGCAUUACGCUUUUGCCCUAUCAAUAAGAUCCAACAUAACCU